Sinocyclocheilus grahami is the source of this 6027-nucleotide messenger RNA. Its product is annotated as rho GTPase-activating protein 12-like. The coding region runs from base 290 to 2284 and encodes 664 amino acids. Gene Ontology annotation, biological process: signal transduction; regulation of GTPase activity. The transcript has 13 exons. The record is from RefSeq and is a predicted model, not a curated record. Gene Ontology annotation, cellular component: cytoplasm. Gene Ontology annotation, molecular function: protein binding. NCBI's taxonomy places the organism in Eukaryota, Metazoa, Chordata, Actinopteri, Cypriniformes, Cyprinidae.
UUACCGGCAUACGGUCUUCCAGAGUGUGUUCACACAGGCACCGGCCCGUCUGCGCGCUCGUGGGGAAAGUGGGCGCGAGCGUGCCGGAGGAGUUCGCUCGCGCCGCGGCUCAGGAAGGAACUUCGACGCUCAACUGUCCCAGCAAGACCAAUGAACGCCAAACUGGUCAUGUUUCUUAAACCCUAGCCCACGAACCACCUGGAAUAUCUCGUCAGCUGAUUCCAUUUCAACCCAACACACCUUAACAUGCCCCACUCCUUCUGCUGUUGACCUUUGACAUCUGACAGCAAUGGCGGACCGCUCGGUGGCUCCAGGUCAGACGUACAUAGAGGUGGAGUCUGACUACGAGUACAAAUACAAAGACCGUUUGAUCACCAUUAAACAGGGGGAAAGUUACAUGCUUGUGAAGAAGACCAAUGAAGACUGGUGGCAGGUGCGCAAGGAUGAGGCCACUAAACCCUUCUAUGUCCCAGCACAGUAUGUGCGGGAGGUGCGACGUGCUCUCAUGCCCCCUCCUAAACCCCUCGGUGCAGCAGGCCGAGGGGGGACUGGACCCAUUCGACCAUCUGGCCUGGAGAUUCAGCGGCCAUGUGACAACAAAAAGAGCCCAUGUCCCUCUCCCUCUGGCAGUGCUUUACUGCCGCCCAGGGAUGACAGAGGCAGCCCGGGCAGCCCAACGGCGCUCGUCCCCCCCACACAAAUGAACACUUCACCUGGCUCACUUCCUCGUUCCAGAGCCGAGUCCCCAAGUCACAAAGUAGAUGGAGAUAAAGAGUUAGAGAAGAGCAGUCGUGGACUGGAAAAAGAUGCAAUUUAUGAAGAGUUUGCUAGAGAGGGAGGCGGCUUGGAUAAGACCCGAAAUGAUUCAGAAUCCGGGGAUGAUCUCAGCAGCGGUUCAACUGAUUACCUACAGAUUUUAGGUUCAGGGCAGGGCAGGCCUGGCUCUCCGGUCUACACAAACCUACAGGAGCUGAAGAUCUCUCAGUCCUCCACUCCUCCACUGCCGUCCUCCUCUCCGCUCCACACCAAUGGCGACUGGGAGACUCACAAAGACCAGAAUGGCAGACACUUCUACUACAACCGCAGCACGCAGGAGAGGACCUGGAAACCCCCACGGGCACGGGACAGCUUCACCAGGAAAGAAGAGAAACAAGACAUGACUGACACUGAGGUUCUGUCCUCAGACGAAAACUGUCUGAGCAGCCAAUCAGACAGCCAGUACGGUUCGCCCCCUAGAGGCUGGUCUGAGGAAAUGGAUGAGCAUGGACACACUCUCUAUGUGUCUGACUAUACUAAUGAGAAGUGGUUGAGACACAAAGACGAGCGAGGCCGGCUGUAUUACUACAGCGCAGAUGGCUCCAGAUCUGAGUGGGAACUUCCUAAAAUCAGUCUCAAAUCACAGUCUAACCACUCAGCUCUGCUACAAGAUGUGCACAAAACUCGUAGUCUUGACCGGAGACUGCCUGAUUCCAUUCCUAUCAGGACGAGACACAGCGUAUAUUUACACGAGUCCAAUGACAAGUUAAAACAGAAAUCCAUCAAGGACCGGCAAACCUUACCCCCGCACCGCAAAAGCACCUUCCGCUCUCACCCUUAUAGGCCACAACCAUCAGAGAAAUGUGGCAUUUUAAACAUGACUAAAAUCACUGAACAUGGAAAGAAGGUCCGGAAGAACUGGACCUCCUAUUGGACACUGGAUGAGUUGAUACUCACUUCUGUGAACUGCAUGCUAACAUGCAUUGUGAUGUUUUGUAAUGCUUGUCAUUUUUUCUCUUUCUCACCUCCUCUAGGGUUAGGAAUGGAUGGUUUGUACAGAGUCAGUGGAAAUUUGGCCAUUAUACAAAAACUGAGAUUUGCUGUUAAUCACGAUGAAAAAGUGGAUUUAGGGGACAGUAAAUGGGAGGACAUUCACGUGACCACUGGAGCCCUGAAGAUGUUUUUCCGUGAGCUGCCAGAACCUCUAUUCCCCUACGCUUUCUUCAACAACUUCAUCACCGCUAUCAAAAUGCCGGAUUAUAAGCAGAAAGUUCAGGCAGUUAAAGAUCUGAUGAAGCAACUGCCACGGCCAAACCACGACACCAUACUGGCACUCUUCAAACACUUGAAGAAAGUAAUCCAGCAUGUUGACGAAAACAGGAUGACCACGCAGAGUGUAGCUAUCGUGUUCGGCCCGACGCUCCUACGCCCAGAGGUAGAGACGGCAAAUAUGGCCUUGCACAUGAUCUACCAGAAUCAGAUCGUUGAGCUCAUUCUUAUGGAAUACGAGACCAUAUUCGGCAGGUAGGUCACACGCACAGGAACCCUUUGACCAAACCCAACGGGACACAGUUACUGCUGAAGACCGACAGCCCAUUGGCUGCCAGACUGAACACUGAACAUAACGUUUGGUACGUUUACAUGAGGAACACCCGUAUUAGAGGAAAAAAAACAGCAUUUUGGGUUCAACAUAAACAGUCAAAUCCUUUCUCAUAUCUUUAUUGGACUAAAUUAUAGUCAUUUUUUUCUUGGCUGAAUGUCGUAUUAUUUUUAUAUACCAAAAUUCAUUGGACUAUGUCAUUUUUGGACCAUCUUUGGAUUAAUUUGGAGCAACGAGGGCUUGAAAUAUGAAAGUUUUCUGUCCGACUGAAAACCGUGUUGCAUAUGGGAGAUAUCUGAGGCUUCAUUUUAGAUUUCCGUUCAUUACAAGUACUACAUUUUGCAUCACGUCUUUCCUUGGUAAUGCUGUAAUAUGGUUUGGAACAACACAUCAACUGAUUGACUGACAUGAUAGACAUGGAUUUUAUUCUAUCCUAACAACUAAUUUUUAUGGGAAUGGAUUGUAACCCUGAGAUGACCGCUGCUUAAGAUUUGGAUACACAAUAUUUUGUUUGAGUCUUGGCCUCAAUUUCCUGAUUAUUGAUCCAAUAUCAAAUGAUGUACAAACUUCUGAGCUAUGAAAAUAUAUGUCAAGUAUAUUUCAGGCUGUGUGAGUGCAUAUGUCCCCUUCGGUCCUUAGAUAGACAUUGAAAUUAAAUGUGUGCAGGACACAUUUUACCCCAUGAUGAUAUUAGACUCGCUACUGUUCCUGACCAGACCCCAGUCAUGCAUUGAAAACUCCUACAGCCUAUUUAAUGUAUGAGUACAGUAUGCUGUAGACAAAAUAACAUGUAAAGAUCUUGUAUUAGAGAGAGAGGAGAAAUUGUGAGUGGAUAAAACUUGAUUGCUCUUUCUAAAGAUGUCUGAUGGACAUACUGUGUGUGUGUGUGUGUGUGUGUGUGAGAGAUGAGUAAGAGCCACAAUUGUAUUAAUACAGACAGGUUUAUUCAAAUGUUUUAAUGAGAAUUAAUUCAGAUAUGGUUAUUUGGUAAAUGGCUGUUGAAUGUAAUUCGUCAAAUAUUCUGCUGUACCUUGCAGAGCUUUGUCUUGAUCAAAAUAAAAUUGACAAGGCAAAUUGGUCACCUUAUUGUGUUGUUACUCCCCUCCACCAGGGGGCAGCAAAUAUCUCAAUAACACUGGUUUUGUUUUUAAUGUGUUGCUCUUAAACUUCUCACAUAUAAUUUAACUACUGGUAUACAAACCAACUCUUAUGUAUUUUAUAUUAUAUGGAUUUAAUCAAAGCACAGCCACGUCAUAAAGGAAUGUUCAGACUUAUAUGCUUUUACUGUAAAUGCUUUUUUUUAGGGACUUGUCUAAAUUGUUGGACCUGGAACAUUCCUUUCAUGCUGUUGAUACAGUAUGACAGUUUAUAUUUUUAUAGAUGAAGAUGCAGACUGACCACUAUGAGGAAAAAGAGGAUUUAGUCUGACGCAUUUUGUUGCUGAUUUCUUGUUCUAAUAUUCACUUAUUUCACUCUUAAGUGGAAAUUGCAAUCUAUUUCGUUUCCAUUCCAAUGGAUACAUUUUCUUGCAAGUCUUUGCAAUAGUAGAGUUUGUCCUAAUCCAGUGUUUUGCUGGAUUCUUAGAUACAAAACGGGAUGAUGUGUCACUUAACAUGUACUCUGUUUGCUUUUUAAGAUUUACAUAUUAGACGCUUUAAUUUUUUAGGUCAAAGUUUUAAAUGAAAUGCUAAACACCUUGGAUACCCACUGUCGUGCGGAAAUGUCUAAAUGUUAGCACGCUUUCACUAAAUUUGUUAGAGAAUGAAUAAGUAAUUUAGAAAUGACCUGGUGCUUCACUUCAUUUUAUUUUAUGGGGCAUCAAAAAAAGCAAACAAAGGAAGAAAAAAUCCUACAAAUCACCUCAUGGAAAAUGUGACAUUUACACACACAAUGCAAAGUUGGCACAAAUAAAAACAAACAGACAAAAUGAGUUGACUACUUUUGGUUCCAAAAUGGCAAAUUCAACACCAGUACAACAACAUGAAUCCAUGCUCUUCAUCACAGGUUUAAGGGUCAUUUACUAUUAAUUACAGUGAAGCUGUUGGAAAAGGGUCAGGGUUCAAGAAAAACUGAAGCAAUGGGUGCAAAUAUCUGCCUGAUUGACUUUUUGUGGUAGAGUUAAAAAAUAAGUUGAAAUUAUAAAACUAAUACUGUUAAGUUCGGCUUUAUAUACUGUAUAUCAGGGUUUAACCUCCAUCGUGGCACUGAGAUUAAUUCUAAAAUACAUUGUGUUAAACUACAGUGUUGUGUAUUACACACGCAAUAAAUAAAGCAAUACAAAAACAUAAGACGUAUAUAAAAAGGUUCUACAAAUGAAACAAUUUUCGAUGACAAUAAUACUAAUGGUAUUACACAAUAUACACAUGCAUAAACAAAAAAGAAUAAACAUUUCGAAAUACAUUGAAAUUAAUAAUACUGUAAGGUCUACUAAAACAUUUUUUAUCCUAUGCGCCUCUUUCAAAGUGCUGCUUUCUUUGUGCACUUCACAGUCAUAUUACAUUUGCCUUCUGCAUGAUUUCGGGAUGCUAGAUUUUGUUUCAUCUAUAGGGCCGUGCAAGUUGGAAAUCUUAAUAACAGAGAGAACACUUGCUGAUGAUUAUGGGUUGUGCUCUCCUAUACAAUCCUAUGGUUCAUACAGUUCUUUCAAGUAUAUUUCUUUCAUCAUCGUUCAUCAAAUAAUCCUUAACCUGCUUCUAAUUGGUUUGAAUUCAUUACUUGGUUUGGCUAGUUGUUUUAGGUUAUUAUAUGAUUCUACAUAUGUAGGGCUACAUAUGUUAUAUUAUCUUUUUCCUGGCAAUACCAAAGUGGGCUAAAAGAGAGAAAACCGCUUUUCUAAACACUGAAAACCAGCAUGAGCUAUAACAGCUUGACAGUGUGCCAUUUGAUUACAAAUGAGGGCAGUGUUACAAACUUGUUACAAAAUUUCUGUACAUUUGUCAAAUCUGUUGGGUUGGGUCCUUGAGCAGUGUGGACAUUUUAUGUGUCUUUAGUUGUCUAGAUUGUCCGGUGUGACUGUGGAGCACUGUGUUAAUGUUUGUGAAUGGCACUUACAGCUUGGCGGUCUUGCAUAAGGCUGUGGGUGUGCAGAGCAUCUCCUAUGAACACAGACUGACACAUUACAACAUAAAGCCACGCAAAGAUGAAUGAAACAACAGGUGAAACUGCCUUUUGAGGUUGACACUUUUUUUCCUGAAGUUUUUUGUUUUCAUUCAUAUGGUGUCAUGAUCGUGAAAAGUAUGUUUUCAAAACUUUUUUUUUUUUUUUUUUACAGUUGCCGACAAAUAUUUUGGAGUGCUUAUUACAAAACGUCUUUUUUUAAAUCGAAUUCGAAUCUGAUUUGAAUUAUUAUUCAGUUGAGUAGUUCAUUACAAAUAACCAGUUUAAAUUGAAUCAAAAAGCGAUUACAUUUUUUAAAAUGAUAAUAAGCAUUCCUAUGAAUAUUUCCAUAAUUAAUUAUUUACAUUUUCUUCUUUUUAUAAAUGAGCUAUUAAUAGUGAAGUGCCAUUUAAUUUCCUUCAUAAGGCAGACAAACAAUCAGAUGGAAAAACGAGGCAAUGCUAACAACAGCUUGCCUGAUUAACACGACAAAAAUACUGAAUGGUAUCUUAAACUUGAGGCAUUAAGUAUCUGUGGUUAAUCUCACAAAGAAAUGUCCAGGUCAUAUUUCACCC